ACAACCUCCCUGCAGCCACGAAAAGCAAAACCAGCGAAGACAUCGCACAGUCAUCCAAGUACAGCCCUGCCUACUCCCCAGACCCAUACUACCACUCCGAGUCAGAGUACUGGUCCUUCCAAGGCUCCCCCAAAGCUCCCCGGGCCCGGAGAUUUUCAUCAGGAGGCGAGGAGGACGGGUAUGACCGGGGCAUGCACAAGAUCCAGAGCGGCAUCGGCAGGCUGAUCCUGAGGGAGGAGAUGAAGGCUCGGUCCAACUCCUACGCAGACCCCUGGACACCCCCUCGCAGCUCGGCCAGCAGCAGAGAAGCCCUGCACACGGCUGGCUACGAGGGCUCCCUCAAUGGCUCUCCCCGGACGCACUACCUGGCUGACAGCGAUCCCCUCAUCUCUAAGUCAGCCUCCCUUCCUGCCUACAGGAGGAAUGGGCUGCACAGGCCUCCCAGUGCCGAGCUUUUCCACUAUGACAGCACGAAUGCCGUCAACUGGGGGAUGCGAGAGUACAAGAUAUACCCCUACGAGCUGCUCCUGGUGAAGACGAGGGGGAGGAACCAGCUGCCCAAAGACGUGGACAGGACUCGGUUAGAGCGUCACCUCUCCCAGGAGGAGUUCUACCAGAUCUUUGGCAUGACCAUCGCCGAGUUCGACCGCCUGGCCCUGUGGAAGAGGAACGAGCUGAAGAAGCAGGCCCGUCUGUUUUAAAUGCAGUGCACUAUAAAUAUAUACAUACCUAUAAAUAUAUACAUAGAAAGAUCUCUAUAUCGCAGCUCUGUAUGAUUCUCAGUGCUGUAUGUGGCAGAGGCGCCCUCUGCACCCCUGAGAGUGAAUUGGAGUCUCAC
This is a messenger RNA of Eurypyga helias (sunbittern), 838 nucleotides long. RefSeq names its product actin-binding LIM protein 3-like. The record is from RefSeq and is a predicted model, not a curated record. NCBI's taxonomy places the organism in Eukaryota, Metazoa, Chordata, Aves, Eurypygiformes, Eurypygidae. Gene Ontology annotation, molecular function: actin filament binding. Gene Ontology annotation, cellular component: actin cytoskeleton; stress fiber. Gene Ontology annotation, biological process: cilium assembly; cytoskeleton organization; lamellipodium assembly. The transcript is spliced from 9 exons. The annotation marks the transcript as partial.